CUUGCGGAUUAGUAGCAGCAAAGCUUGUAGGCAGAUCCCCAUAGCACGUGAACUUGAAACUCGAAGAAAAUGUCGUCCCCUCUGAAAAUCCGCCAGUUGACACCGGCCGUCGGAGCCGUUAUUGAAGGAGUCGAUCUUACCAAAGAAAUAACACCCAAGACCAAAGCCGAGAUCGAGAAGGCUUUGGUCAAACAUGGCGUCAUUUUCUUCGAGAACCAACAGGCUCUGACCCCGGAAAAGCAGCGCAACUUUGCCCGUCUGUUCGGUGAACUUCACAUCCAUCCGUUCUAUCCACCGGCUUCCAAAGAAGUCCCGGAGCUUAUUGUCUUGGAUACCAACACCAAGAACCCUCCGGACAGCAACAACUGGCAUACGGAUGUGACCUUUAUCCCCACACCUCCUUUGGGCUGUGUUUUGCGUGCGGUGAUGCUGCCGCCCUGUGGCGGUGACACAUGCUGGGCGUCAACAGCGGCGGCGUACAAAGCUCUGUCGCCACCUAUGCGCGAAUUUGUGGACAAACUGACGGUGGUCCAUGAUUUCGUUAAGGGCUUCCCGGCAGAUCGCUGGACGGAUCCCGAAGAAGCAAGAAAGACCAUCGCGGCAAACCCACCCACAACGCAUCCUUUGGUUCGAGUUCAUCCCGUAAGCGGAGAGAAAGGUCUGUUUUGCGGUGACUUUUCCAGCCGAAUUAAUAACCUUUCCAAGGAAGAGAGCGAGGUCAUCCUGAACUACCUUAACGCUUUCGUUUCAAAGCCGGAAUUCAUUGUGCGCUGGCACUGGAAGGAAGGGGAUGUGGCUUUCUGGGAUAACCGUCUGACGCAACACUACGCCGUGGCGGACUAUUUGCCCAACCGGCGCAUAAUGCACCGUGCCACUAUUCUGGGUGAUCGACCAUACGGCCCGGCUCUGCCUAAACACGAAUAAGAAAGUGUUUAAAGAGUUGCAGGAGCGCUACAGGCAGCUGUUGUGACCACCUAUUUAGCUGUGCUUUUAAUGAUAUUAAUUCAUCAGACUUUACAUCCACGAUCCAACCAUCUGCCGUGUUCUCUGAUCGAUAAUGUUAGAUCAAUCCUCGCAAAAUGCAAAAUGCUUGAAAAAAACUUGAAAAAACGAAA
Molecule: messenger RNA, 1115 nt
Organism: Paramacrobiotus metropolitanus
Lineage: Eukaryota; Metazoa; Tardigrada; Eutardigrada; Parachela; Macrobiotidae
Product: alpha-ketoglutarate-dependent taurine dioxygenase-like
Exons: 3
Coding region: 70-924 (284 amino acids)
Biological process (GO): sulfur compound metabolic process
Cellular component (GO): cytoplasm
Molecular function (GO): taurine dioxygenase activity
Source: RefSeq, a predicted model, not a curated record